GAUCUUGUUAAAUCAAAAGAUUAUUCAUUAACAGAACUUGCCAAAACCCAUUUAAAUUAUAGUCGCAAAGACAUUCAACUUGAUAAAAUCGAAUCAUGUUUUUCAUCAUGCAGAGAUUUAUAUGAAUUGGUUUUGCAUUGUCAAUUUGAUUCAGUUCUUUCUGCUCGUUUAAUGUAUGAACUUCAAAUUUUACCUCUUACAAAACAACUUACCUCACUUGCUGGUAAUCUGUGGUCAAAAACUCUAACUGGUGGUAGAGCCGAACGUAAUGAAUAUUUGUUAUUACAUGAGUUCCACAGAUUAAAGUAUAUUUAUCCUGACAAAGAUUCCAAUAAGCAACGUUCAUACAAUAAUAUUGUAGAACCAGAAGAUAAUGAUGAAAAAGUUGAAAUAAAAAAACCAGGUCAAAGAAAACCAGCUUAUUCUGGAGGUCUUGUUUUAGAACCAAAAAAAGGAUUUUAUGACAAAUACAUU
This is a messenger RNA of Entrophospora candida, 474 nucleotides long. The record is from the annotation of a GenBank genome assembly. NCBI's taxonomy places the organism in Eukaryota, Fungi, Glomeromycota, Glomeromycetes, Entrophosporales, Entrophosporaceae.